Molecule: messenger RNA, 490 nt
Organism: Physella acuta
Lineage: Eukaryota; Metazoa; Mollusca; Gastropoda; Physidae
Source: RefSeq, a predicted model, not a curated record
GGCAUUACAACCUCAACGUUUUGAAUCAGGCUUAUUAAGUUGUUUUUUAAAGUUUACAGAAGCACACUUGUCUGUUGAAAUACUAAGUUAUGGUGGUGAUACUCACCUGCACAUAACAUGUAACGGAAAUUCUAUAGCAAUAACUGAUGCUAAAGAACUAAAACAUAUUAUUUGCGUGAGAGCUUACAAUAUGACGUUUACAACAGCAGCUUCAUCAAGUCUGACUUUGAUCCAGCUCACACCGACAUCGAAAGACACAAUAUUGAAUAUUGAAUGUACAAAAUUGAGAGGAACAAACACUACAACUGGUUCACAAAGUACUAGCACUUCAACAGUGACUACAACACAAACUACUAGCAUGACCACACAAAGUUCACAAAGUACUAGCACUUCAACAGUGACUACAACACAAACUACUAGCAUGACCACACAAAAUGGCAGUACAAAACCUACGGCAGACACUUAUGCUACGAACAAGGGUAGUAUCUAA